GCCAAACUGCAACUUCUGACGGACGACGAGUUUCACGCGUUUAGAAAAAGGAAGCGCUCCUAGCUCCGCAGUAAACGCCUUCCUGCUGCAGGGGCGGCCGCGGCUGUGUGGCGACAGAGGUGUGGGUUCCUAGAUGGAGCGAAGGGCCAAAGGGAAUCCCGAUCUCUGCUCUCGAAGUGGCGGCUGUCCUAGGGGUCCAGUGCUACACAUCGUGGUGGUCGGUUUCCAUCACAAGAAGGGCUGCCAGAUUGAGUUCUCCUAUCCUUCUCUAAUGCCUGAAGAAAGUCAUGAUAGUAACACUUUGCCAGAGGAAUGGAAAUACCUACCUUUUCUUGCAUUGCCAGAUGGUGCUCACAACUAUCAAGAUGACACAGUGUUUUUCCAUUUGCCACCAAGAAGUGGAGAUCGAAGCACAAUAUUUGGGGUCUCUUGUUAUAGGCAAAUUGAAGCUAAGGCAUUGAAAGUACGGCAAGCAGACAUUACUCGAGAAACAGUACAGAAAAGUGUAUGUGUUCUAAGCCAGCUGCCUCUAUAUGGGCUACUUCAAGCUAAGCUGCAGCUAAUUACACAUGCCUACUUUGAAGAGAAAGACUUCUCACAAAUUUCAAUUCUUAAGGAACUUUAUGAGCACAUGAAUAGCUCACUGGGAGGGAGCUCACUGGAAGGGUCACAAGUUUAUCUUGGCCUGUCCCCACGAGAUCUGGUUCUUCAAUUUAGACACAAGGUUUUAAUUCUUUUUAAGUUGAUUCUUCUAGAAAAGAAGGUUCUGUUUUAUAUCUCUCCAGUUAAUCGACUAGUGGGAGCAUUAAUGACUCUCUUAUCACUAUUUCCUGGUAUGAUAGAACAUGGUUUAAUGGAUUGCUCACAGUACCGACCAAGAAAAAGCACAUCAGAGGAAGUUGGACAAGAAGUGUCACCUACUUCCAGUUACUGUGUUUCUUUUUCUGCUCUGGCACUUUCAAAUGCUAAUUUUGAUACAGUUGGAGAAGGCAAAAAAUUGUCAAGAAACCAAGAAAGAGAUACUCAGAGAGCAGAUGUACCUUUAUUUCAAAUUGAGCAUCAAUCCAGUGAAUUUCAUGGCUGCCAGGAUCAUGAACAAUACUUGAAACCUUCUUUACACACUUCUGCAGAAUCUUCUGAAGGUGACUGGGAAACCUUAGAUCCUAAUCCCCUUGAGGACCCUAACUUGAAAGAAGGAGAAUGUGAAAUUACUUCAGUAGCAGGACAGACUGAAUUUCUUCUGAAGGAGUCAGUUAUUUCCAAAAGUGUUCCAAUUACUGUUCAGCCUCAACCUAAUACAGGGCACACAGCCUUUGUACCUGGACUUAUUUCUGGUUUGGAAGAAGAUCAGUAUGGUAUGCCAUUAGCUGUCUUCACUAAGGGAUACCUUUGCUUGCCAUACAUGGCACUGCAACAGCACCACCUUCUCUCUGAUGUAACAAUCCGCGGUUUUGUUGCAGGAGCCACCAAUAUCCUCUUCCGUCAGCAGAAACAUCUAAGUGAUGCUAUUGUAGAGAUUGAGGAAGCUCUUGUCCAAGUCCAUGAUCCAGAUCUUAGAAAAGUCUUAAAUCCUACAACAGCUGAUCUGAGAUUUACAGAUUUCUUAGUGAAGCAUGUAACAGAAAAUAGGGAUGAUGUCUUCCUGGAUGGCACUGGAUGGGAAGGAGGGGAUGAAUGGAUUCGAGCCCAGUUUGGGACAUAUCUCCAUGCCCUACUUGCUGCUACAGUACAGCCAGAUAGUGUGAAAAUAUUGUCUGACUUUGGAACAGCCUUUGUAGCAGCUUGGAAGAAUACUCAUAAUUAUAGAGUGUGGAACAGUAACAAACACCCAGCCCUCGCAGAAGUAAAUCCUAGUCAUCCAUUCCAAGGACAAUAUUCAGUUUCUGAUGUAAAAUUAAGAUUAUCACAUUCUGUUCAGAACAGUGAACAUGGUAAGAAGAUUGGAAAUGCCAUGAUUACCAGUAGUCGAAAUGUUGUGCAGACAGGAAGAGCUGUUGGUCAGUCAGUUGGAGGAGCUCUCACCAGUGCAAAAUCAGCAGUGUCUUCAUGGCUUUCUACUUUCACCCAGUCCUCUCAAAGCCUUGGGGAAUAAUUCUUCUGGGCUAAGUUUUUUGCAUUUCUUUUAAGAAACCAAAAGGCUUCACUAUAAAAGCAUAGGUACUUGAAUUCAAUUGCAUGAAGAUGAGCUGCAUCACAGGAUAUAAUUUGGCAACUGCUUUUAUACUUCUUUGCUUUAUAUUUGAACCUUGUUCCAGAUUUAUUUUUGUAUUUUGGAGGAUGUCAAUUUAGCUGUAUUUUAAGUUAAUUUGUUUAGCAUUGUUUUUAAGAGUUGAAUUAUAUUUCAGUAUGAAACAUGAUAGUGUAUAUGGAGGUAAUAUUUCAACAUUUAAUACAUAAAAAUAUAUUCACAUUUGUACUUGUAAUAUCUUUUCCCGUCUACAAAUCCAACGUGCAGAAUUGUUUGUUUCAAUAGAAUAUAUUUCCACAAAUGUGUUACAAAUGGAAGUAAUUAUAAGUGGGGUAAUGUGAAAUUAAUGAGAUUUAAAUUAGCAGACUUUAAAUAGUCUUUAAAAAAGCUAAGAUAGCAUUUUAAAAUUUUACACCAUCUCACUAUUUAGGUAACAACUAUUGCAGGAUUAGUUAACUUUUCACACCAAAUAAUUCUAGUACUGUUUUUGUUUUUUUGUUAAUGAGAAUGUAGUGCAAUUUCAUGUUAUAUUUAAGUGUCUCAAUCUAAAUACUAACAAAUUAUCUACCUCUCAUCAAUUAGGUUAUCAACUCUUUUUUUCCAUAGCUGCUGUAACAUUUUUGAAUCAGCAUGUGUUAAUUAGUAAUUUUUGCCCCAUCUAUAUAAACAUACAUUAUGUUUAAUCUCAUUCAAUCAUUUUGAAAGAAAAAAGUGGUCUCAUUGAUGCUAUGAAAACAUAACAUGGCCCAGUUUAAAACAAUGACUUAACAAGAUAUUUAUUUUGGGACAAUUUUCAUUUUGAAAUAAUCCCAUGGCCACAAUUUCUUAUUUUCCUUUUCAGAGUUGAUGUACUGGUAGGAAGAUUGUAUAAGAUUAUGACAACUAUAUCUACGUUAUUGAUUAGGUUUUUAAAAUUAGUAGUAUAUUAUUUCUUUCUUGGCUGAAUUUGGUUUUGUUUACCAUAAUCAGAGAUUCUUGUAUUCUGAAUUUAAGGGGAAAAUAUGAUUGUAUCAAUUUUUGGAUAGCACAAGUAUCCAUGUACUAUCUUUAUAAAGAUUAAAUAGAAUAUUUUAUAGGUACAUUGCUGCAUUAUGUGGUAAAUGUUUAGAAAGGACAACUAGUUCCAUUGGAAAGAAGCUAAUUGCUGUUUCCUAACAUUUUGAUAACUGAAAUGUAACAAAUAUCGUGAUUUGUCAUACAACAGUGUUCUUUUAAUAGUGCAUUACAAUUCAGUUCUGCACGUAUAACUUACAGGAUUAGGUUAACUGGGUUUACAAAGAAGCAUUUUACCAAAAGAACUUGCUGUAAAGUUAUCAACUCUGAAUUGGAUUUACAGAUAGCUGGAUAUGCUAUUGACUAGUUUAAGCACAAUGAAAGUACUUGUUCUAAUAAAUAAUUAAUUUUCUAAUAAACAGCAAAGUGGAAUAGAAAUCCAAUAUACUGUAAUGUAGUUGCUUUUUAAAUUCUACCAUGACAUAGCUUUUGUUUUGAUUUCCUUGUUGGGAGCUGUUAUACAUACUUUUUACCUAGAAAGAUUACAUCCUUUUGAAAUAAAAUGUAGUAAUGAUUAAAAUUGACAAUCCCAUGCAAAUAUUUAUAAUAUAUGCAUUUUAAAAGUUACUUCAUAUACUGAGAAUUUAAGAAGAAAUAUUUAAUUUAUAAUAUUUGGUUAUAAUGAGCAGCUUUAGGUUCAGUAGAAGUAACCUCUGAACAAGUUGGGAUAGGAACACCAGAUUGCAUCACUUUGUGGAAAGGUUUAAGGUUGUCCAAGAUCUUUCCGACGUAUCUUUAUGAUGGUACUGAUAUUUCAAACCAUGUUGCUUCAGUGAUAUAUAUAAAAAUGCAAUUCAAAUUUAAUAUGAACAAUGUAUCUUUGUAUUGCAGUCAAUAACAACUUCUGCAAUUUGAGCAUUGGAUACAAUUCUUUAGUAGGAAGUUAAAAUUAAAAAACUAUGUUUUACUUAAAAAAACCACCUGGAUUUUAUUUUAGCGUGUUUCUCACAGGGUCAACUUUUCUAUCUAGUAUUCCUGUGGCAUUGCCAUUCAUUGAUAAGGACUACAGAGGUGAGUUGCUCCCAGUUCAGCCGAACCGGUAGUGGAAUUCAGGCCUGGGUCACAGAACCCAGGACUGCCACGCCUCCGAAUGGGUUCCCUUGCCACUGCUGAGCCACUUUGAUUUUUAGUGACUACGCAUGCGCAAUUCACUGUAAAUUGUUCUGCACAUGCGCAAAGAACAAAUUACAUUGAACAGCGUACACCCACACAAUGUGCAUCUGGCACAUGCAUCAGUUGCAAACCAGUAGUAAAACAGGCAGCAACCCAUCCCCGACCACAAAAAUAAAGUUUAUUUCAAUUCCAUUUUUAAUUCCUUGUUUUGAUGUUUUUACUAUUAUGCAGAUAGAUCUUACAACGAAAGUCUAAUUUAGCUUUCAUUGUCUUAUGAAAUGGUUUAUACUACCACAUAAUCUUAUUUUGUUGUGACACGGACUCUGUCUGUGACUCAAACAUAUGAUACUUAUCUGUGAGUAAAAUGAGACACUCAUGCUUUAUUCUAGAUAGGAAAAAUGUGAAAAUAAAAGUUGCAUGUAAAAGGAGUAACUCUGCAAUCUGUGUGCCAUGAAAUCUUCAGUUUCUGAAUACAUUAUAUGCAUCCAAUCUUUCAGGAUAAGCAAAUGAUCAAGAACAGAUAAUAGAAGUAUUUAAUGGAUAUUAUGAACUGAUGCUACAUCUGUACGAACUGAUUAUUUUUGUUUUAGGCACUGGGACUUUACUGUAAAAUUAUAUAUUUGCAUCAUACACAACGGAUAACUGACUUUAGUUUUUAAAACUUUCUUCAAGUAUUUAGAAAUCUAUCACAUUACAAAAUGAAAUAAAUUCUUAAACCUCUCAUCUAAUUUAUAAGUUAUUAAGACUCACAAAAUUAACUUCUGGACAUACAAACAUAAUUGUCCAAUCAUGAGUUAACUGAACUGAAACAUAAUAGUAAAAAUUAGUUGAAAACAACUCUUUAUCAGUUCUAAAAGAAUAAGUGUAUAUUGAAUGAACAAAGAAUAUGCUUGUGAUCGAGAAAGUCUAUUAAUGUAUAUGCUUAUUUUAGCCUAACAAAAUAAAGUAUUAUUUUUAUGGUAUCUGAAAA
This is a messenger RNA of Thamnophis sirtalis, 5324 nucleotides long. It is a transcript of the gene AVL9, whose product is annotated as AVL9 cell migration associated. Lineage: Eukaryota; Metazoa; Chordata; Lepidosauria; Squamata; Natricidae. The record is from RefSeq and is a predicted model, not a curated record. Gene Ontology annotation, cellular component: cytoplasm.